Molecule: messenger RNA, 1632 nt
Organism: Annulohypoxylon maeteangense
Lineage: Eukaryota; Fungi; Ascomycota; Sordariomycetes; Xylariales; Hypoxylaceae
Product: putative cytochrome P450
Exons: 4
Coding region: 1-1632 (543 amino acids)
Molecular function (GO): heme binding; steroid hydroxylase activity; iron ion binding
Source: RefSeq, a predicted model, not a curated record
AUGGAGCUGAACUAUACUGUCGAUAUGACGGUCAUUGUUUUGAUCAUUUUCGUAUCUACAGUUGCCUUUACCUUGGCUCUACGGAUAACUAAUGACCGAGAGCCACCUUAUCUUAAGGAACAUAUUCCCUUCAUCUCGAAUUCCUAUGAGUACCUGACUGAUAUGAGUGGAUUUAUGGAAAGAGCUAUAGAAGCCUUGAGUGAGAGUAGCAUAAUCAGGUUCAUGCUAGGAAUGAAUAAAGUCUACUGGGUAAUUGGCCCGAAGAAUACUCAAGUUUUAUUUGGACCACCUCAUAUUGUCGACCCAAACAUGUUACAUCUGCGUCUUAUGAGCGCCCACUGGGGCAUGUCAACAGAAGAAAUAAAGAUGUUUGCAGAUGAUAGAUCAGGAAAGAAGAAAUUCCCUCUGCCAGGGACGGAGCAUACUCCUUUACGACGGCGUCAUUGGUAUAAUCACCACACCCUGUACACCCGAUAUCUUAGCAAUCCCAGAUACACAGAGGUUCUAGCUAACACUUUCUACCAUUUCUUUCUACGACGUCUCGAUAACCAGUCCAACAUUGAGUGGACGUCCAUCCAGCUUUUUCAAUUCCUCAAAAAUGACAUGUUUGAGAGCGCCAUUGAAUCCUUGUUCGGUUCUCAGAUACUCCAUCUAAACCCAGACCUUAUCAAGUGCUAUUGGGAAUUCGAUGAAGUCGCAGGUGUGCUAGUAUGGGGCCUGCCGAGAUUUAUGAGUCGCAGACCUUAUAAGGUCCGGGAACGGCUACAUCGUAUGGCAUUAAGGCACUUAGAAUCCUCCUGGGAGAAUUUUGACUGGAACGGUCCGGAGCGCGAGUCGGACUGGGAACCCCAUUUUGGAUCACGCUUCUCCCGUGAAACUGCCAAAUGGUUUAAAGAGGCAGGCUUUUCUAACCGAACAGCAAGCGGGCACACUACGGCUACAAUGUUUGGACUAAACGGAAAUACACUACCUCUUACGGCAUGGGCAUUGAUGGAAAUAAUCCAGGACCCAAAAUUAUUUCGAGAAACACGGAAUGAAGUAUCACAAUCGUUCGUUAUAGACGAGGAAACUAACAAACUCCAUAUAGACAUUAGGAAACUGCUGUCAUUGCCUCUGUUAUCGUCCAUAUACAUUGAAGUGCUCCGGAUGCAUGUUUCAUUCAACGCCACGCGCAUGGCUCAGCAAGACAUUCACAUGGGCGGAUAUCACAUUAGUAAAGGGUCUAUCAUACAGUCACCAAGUCAGAUUGCACACUAUGAUGAAGACUCAUGGGGUGUAGAUGGACAUCCUGCCUCCCAAUUUUGGGCCUCACGACAUUUGAAUUAUACAGAGAAAGUAGAUAAGGCAGGGACGAUCAAACAGGAGCCUUAUUUCUCAAUAAAGGCUCGUCCGACAUCCUUCUUUCCCUAUGGGGGAGGGCACGCUAUGUGCCCAGGGCGCCACUUUGCGAAGCGCGAGAUCAUGAUGGCCAUAGCUAUGAUCCUUACCAAGUUUGAUAUUGAAUUUGUUGAAUGGUCCGAAUUUAAUGGAUCAACGUCACAUAGAUCUGCUCGAAACGAUACGAGAUACGCUGGAACGGCGGCUAUGCCUCCUGAUCGAGAUAUGAAGAUCCGCUGGAAACGGCUAUGGUAA